AUGGAUACGGGCAGCCCCAGUCGCAAGGGCGACGACAAUCGCAAAACGGCAAGGCUGGGCGACGGUGAGCGCCCGAGCUUCGAGCUCUCAGACUCGGGCAGCAGCCAGAAGAUCUCGAGCUUCGAUGGGAGCGGCGACCUGAUUAAAGAUCACUAUGUGGUCGAAAAGGGGGAAAAGGGUGAGGAAGUUAAGAAACAACCCGAGGAAGGCACGAGUGUGCAGACGCAAGUGUUCCGCUCGGAGCAGGAGGACGGCAGCGUCGUGACCACGACUGUGCGAACCACGAGGACGACGACGCGCUCCAGUUCGGGGGACUUUGUCACGACCACCGAGGUGCAAACUACUACGGAGACGGAAACUAAGGACGGCGCGAAGAGCACGUCAGUCGCUAUGGAGACUAGAACGGAGACAGUGACCGGUCAAGUCGCCAUCAUUACGGAUAGCAACAGCGAGACCGGAAACGACGUGCAGACGCAAGUAUUUCGUGCCGUGGAGGACGACGGGAGCGUCGUGACUAAGACCGUGCGCACUACCAGACGAACUGUGAUGAUGGACGGCGUUGCAACAACGACAGUCGAGGUGGAGACUACCACGGAGACGGAAACCAAGGGUGGUGCCAAGAGUACCAGCGCGUCUACGGAGACUCGAACGGAGGCAGGCAAUUACCGCCCUGCUCCGGCUACUGAAGAAAUGGUUUCGCUCCAUGAGCUGGCGGCGGGGAAUGAGCACCGGUCGUUUGUGUUUGGGAAGAAGCGCAAGUGCCACAAGCAGUGGCACCCGCAGUUUAUAGCGUACCUGAACCACCAUGGCAAGCGGGUGGAAACCCUCUCGCCGACAGAUCUGCUGCAGUAUGCGCGUGCUUUUUGUCACGAGAACUUUGCCGAGUUCCACCCGGAGCUUUUCAAUGGCGAAGCAACUGAGGAGAGUAAGGCGUGCUGGCAAGUGGUGACUCAACUUGCGGCUCACUAUCCCUUAGUGGCUGUGCAAUCGCUUGCGUUGGCUUUUGGCAAGAAGAAUGUGCUUAUUCUGGACGAAAUGGCGCAAGGCUUUGAUAGCGAGAACCGCUUACGCAAGGAAGUUGCAGUUUCCAUGCUUGGACGCUCGAGACCGGAAACCUGUCAAGUAUUUGACGAUCUUCUUGUUCUUAACAGUGGAGAAGUGGUGUACCACGGAGCCGGCGAAGAAAUUUUAAAGUACUUCAAUGACAUGGGCUAUCAAUGCGCUCCGGGCCAACAAGUUGCGCAGUUUCUGCUGCAUAUGGCUAGUGAACAAGAAGACCGUUACCGAGUCAUGAUACCGCUGGAGGUACAGCACCAAUCUCCAACUUAUCCUCCAUAG
Messenger RNA from Phytophthora nicotianae INRA-310, 1338 nucleotides. RefSeq lists its product as hypothetical. Lineage: Eukaryota; Oomycota; Peronosporomycetes; Peronosporales; Peronosporaceae. Bases 1 to 1338 code for a protein of 445 amino acids. The record is from RefSeq and is a predicted model, not a curated record. The transcript is spliced from 2 exons.